Zingiber officinale is the source of this 1810-nucleotide messenger RNA. RefSeq names its product cytokinin hydroxylase-like. The transcript has 5 exons. Gene Ontology annotation, molecular function: monooxygenase activity; heme binding; oxidoreductase activity, acting on paired donors, with incorporation or reduction of molecular oxygen. The record is from RefSeq and is a predicted model, not a curated record. The coding region runs from base 38 to 1597 and encodes 519 amino acids. NCBI's taxonomy places the organism in Eukaryota, Viridiplantae, Streptophyta, Magnoliopsida, Zingiberales, Zingiberaceae.
CUCCCUCCGUUCUCUCUGUCUCUCUCUCUCGCCUUAGAUGGGGCUUCUUCUGGUGAUAACGACCCUUGUUUUUGUAUUCUUUCUUCUGACAGUUCUGACAGUGGCAUGGAUCACCUUCUUCACCUACUACUGGACUCCGAUGCACAUCAGGAGGUUCAUGAGGAGGCAAGGGGUGCACGGUCCGUCGCCCAAGUUCCUUGUCGGUAACCUCAAGGAUAGCGCUUCGAUGGUCUCGGCCUCUAUUGCCUCUGACAUGGAUUUCAUCAGCCAUGAUAUCGUUUCGCGACUCAUGCCCCACUACGUUCUCUGGUCAAAAAUCUACGGCAAGAAGUUCAUAUAUUGGUAUGGAAGUGAGCCGAGGUUGUGCCUGACGGACACUGACAUGAUCAAAGAACUGCUCUCCUCCAAAUAUGUGCAGCUCACUGGGAAAUCGUGGCUUCAGCGCCAAGGCUCAAAGAACUUGAUCGGCGACGGCUUGUUAAUGGCGAAUGGAAGCAAUUGGUUCCACCAACGGCACGUCGUUGCUCCCGCGUUCAUGGCAGACAAAUUAAAGAGUCAUGUUGGGUACAUGGUGGAGUGCACUAGGCAAAUGAUAAAAUCGUUGGUGGAGGAUGUCGGGUCAGGCCAGUCGGAGGUCGAGAUUGGAGCCUACAUGACACGCCUCACCGGCGAUAUCAUCUCCCGGACGGGGUUCGAUAGCAGCUACGAAAAGGGCAAGAAGAUUUUCCAGCUGCUCGAGCGUUUGCAGAGUCUUACUGCUCAGUCAAGUCGCUAUCUCUGGAUUCCUGGAAGCAGGUAUUUCCCUAGUAAAUAUCGUAGGGAGAUCAAGCAAUUGAAGGAACAAGUGGACAGGGUGCUAAUGGAGAUCAUCGAUUGCAGAAAAGAGGCUGCGGAGUUCGGAAGAAGCUCAGCGUCCGGCAGAGGCCUGUUAGAGAUGCUGUUGGAUGAGGUUCAGAAGAAGCGUGACGACGGCCUCAGCUAUAGCCUGAAAUUGGUGAUGGACGAAUGCAAAACCUUUUUCUUCGCCGGCCACGAGACUUCCGCACUCCUCCUUACCUGGACCAUCAUGCUCUUGGCCACCAAUCCAUCGUGGCAGGAAAAGGCCCGCUCUGAGGUCGCCGAGGUUUGCGGUCGCCUGCCUCCAUCCGCUGAGGACCUCCCCAAACUCACAUCGCUGCACCUGAUAAUCAAUGAAUCAUUGAGAUUGUACCCACCUGCCACUCUUCUGCCGCGGAUGGCUUUCCAAGACAUGAAAUUGGGAGACCUGAUGAUCCCCAAGGGGCUGUCGAUUUGGAUCCCAGUCCUAGCGAUCCACCACGACGAGGACAUUUGGGGUAAGGAUGCAAACGAGUUCCAGCCCGAACGCUUCGCCGGCAGAUCAUUUUCUCUGACCCGCCACUUCCUUCCCUUCGCUGCGGGGCCUCGCAACUGCGUCGGGCAGGCCUACGCAAUGAUGGAAGCCAAAAUAGUGCUAGCCAUGUUUCUUUCAGCAUUCAGUUUCACCAUAUCCAACAACUACCGGCAUGCCCCCAUCAAUGUACUCACCUUGAGACCCAAACAUGGUGUCCUUGUUCACUUGACACCGCUCGAUUACUAAGACUCAUCAAUUUUAUUGCCUAAAUGCAUCGGAUGGUUUCGAUGAAUAAGAUGCUUAAUUAAUAAUUAGGCACCGAUCGAGCAUGCAGUAUGGAGAGAGUAGUGCCAAACUGUUGCUAAACAUUGACAUUCAUAUACACCAUUUUUUAAUGAGUGUACGUUUAAGUAUCUUUCAUAUCAGAUUAAACUGACAGAUUAGCUAGCUAGUUAAAGG